UCGAAGUUUCCCUCUCACAUUGGUUCUUCAUCAUAGAAUGUACUCGUAGAACGCAUACGUAUACCCUCUCCAUCCAGUGAAGGAAAACAUUUAUACCCUCUACUCGGUGGAUGGAGAGGAGCUCUGGGCCCUUCAAUCAAACUCUGAAGGCUCUGGCGUUGCCCCCAUCCCACACAGCCGACAACUACCUAGGAGAACUUUUAUUCCUCCUCUUCCUCCACAUGCACAUUCGUUCGUCAAGAUUCGAACCACCAUCGGUCGAGCAAAACCGGGGGCGGGGUGGGUGCGUAGGAUGUACGCAACAAGGGACCCGGACGAUGAGGUGCUUGGAAGUCAAGAAUUCCGAUGGUGCGGCCGUCGUCCCGGGCAAUGGUCGGAGUUGAUGUUGGAAAGGUUUUUGCCCUCUUCCCAACUCCUUGAGGCUCGACCUAACUAGCGACUGACUGAGGUGUACUUCGGUCGACGAGGACGAGAACGAGGCAAAUCCCUAGUGUAUGUAUGUGAGUGUGUGUGCGUGUAUGUAUAGAAGGAGCGAGUGGAAAGACAAUCCUCGAAUAGAUCGGCCAACCGUGGAAUCCAAACAGGAACUCGUGGAUGCUUGUGUCAGUUCCAUGCAUGAGGUUCAUGAGUGACUAUGAUGAUCCCGUUCAAGCUCUCGUUUUCAAUCCUUGUUUGAGUGGUCAUUCAUCCCAUCUCCAGAAUCGAAACAACCAAACAAGUUACUGCCAAUAGCUCCUACUAUUAUUACAUUUCUAGUUGAACAAGAAAAAAAACAGAACACUUGUGAUUGAAAAAUCAAUACCUAAAUAAAGACAGUGAAAAAUGGGUCGAACCACCUCCUGUGUAGUGUUAGUUGCCGUGGAGUUGCUCCACAUCGUAUGUUGCUUAGGGUUAGCAAUGGAGAGCCCGUCUAAAGCUGUUGGAAAAUCGGUCCCCGUGGAUUCCUCAGCUAUGUCAGUGUCAUCCGGCCGCGAUUUGAGCGACUUCAGUGACUCGGACAAGACCAUGGCAGGUUUAGGUGGACUCAUGACCAUGGCCCUUGUGGGAAUCAUCACUAAGCUCUACGGGGAUAAGAACGUGCGUCAAGAUCUCUACGGAUCCUCAGUAAAUCGGCGCGACGGCCAACCUGGACAUCCUCAUCCUCAUCCUCAAAGCAAUUACGUUAAUCGCAUCAAUCACUUUGAAUCGAAUAUCAAAAGAAAUCUUCAAUCAUCCGCCCAAGGGGCCAGAAACAUUGCUAAAAACGGUUUAAGGAGAUCGGGCAAUGCCGUGAUUAACACUGCAAAGGUGGCAAGGAAUGGGAUCCGGAACUUGGUACGUGGCGCACAACGUGUGGCCAGGAAAACCACAUUGGGCGUGACUAAUAUAGGCCGUUUGGCUCACCGAGGUGUGGCCAGAGUGGGUCAUGGGAUUACCCGCAUGGGCCGUGUAUCUACCAGAGGCCUUUCCCGAAUGUCGCAUGCUGCAGCCCAAGGCGUGUUCGGGUUUGGACGCCUCUAUACGAGGCAGAUGGGAAAAAUUGGUUCAAUCACGGCCAGAAGUAUCGGCAAUAUUGGAUCAAAUUACAAGCGAGGCCUGAAACGCUUUGGUUCUGGAUUCAGCCGUGGACUCUCACGAAUCGGAGGCUCUUAUAGACGAGGCAUCUCGAGAAUGGGCAGUGCCGCUUCCCAAGCCACUAACAGCAUUAGUCACGUAGCUUCGGAGAGCGUGUCACGGAUCGGUGAGUUGGCCUCUGACAGCGCCCAACACUUGGGAGGGUUGGCCACGAACAUUGUGGAGGUAGCAGCAAAUGUUCCCCGACGUGUGGUCGAGGUAGCCAAGGAGAAGAAAGUCCGAGAUUGCCUGCUUCAAACGAUUUGUUAUGCCAGCACUCCACUGUUGUCGCCGAGGCCCGAACAAAUCAGACAACGCCGCAGUUUGAUUCAAUCACUCCCCAAAGAAGAUGGACGUGCCGUCACUUCGGUCAAUAAGGAUUUGAUCCUCGAUGAUGACAGCCUCAAGCGUAAAGAUGGUGCGGCUCUAACCAUUGAUGACUGUGAAGUUUUCAAAUGUCCUGUGGCCUCCAUAGGGCGGCAAGCCUUUGGUGUGAUGAGUCGAUUCGGAAAGCCUGGACAAGAAAUCGUCAACAAGAGAUCGAUGUCGGGGUCGAGCCCAUCGAGCGAGUAAUGCAUGGUUAAUUCCCGACAUUCCAUGUCUUAGCUCGUUGGUCGGUGUGUGCGUGUGAAGAAAUACCUCGUCGAGGUUCUGAUGGAUUACAGGAAACAUUGAGUAAUAAAAGACUGAAAGCUACGAUCCACAACAGAACCCGACGCAGAACGCGAAAAAGAGUGAGUGCGAAAUGCGUUUCACGCACGACGACGACGUACAAGUCCGUACAAAAGAAGAAAACGUAUGAGAAUGUGCUUAUAAUUAUAAGAGGAAGAGUCUAUGAUUGGUCCAUUCUGGAAAUGGUGCCCAUUGACGGGAUUUAACGAGAUUCAUCCAUAUUGGAAGGCAGGUACACUAGGUUAUGUACGUACAAGUAUGAACACUAUGGUUCAAGAACAAAGUUAUUAUGUGAUUGUAAAGAAUUCAUGUCAUAUUCUCAAAAUGCCGCAUGUUAUAUUAUUGUACUCAGGACAUCUCAUAACGAAAUACCCUCUAAUCAUUGUCUGCUCUUAUUAUACAACUUUUCAAAGCUAGUAAUAAAUUUCACGAUGUACCUGGCGAA
This is a messenger RNA of Tigriopus californicus, 2710 nucleotides long. RefSeq lists its product as uncharacterized. Bases 823 to 2166 code for a protein of 447 amino acids. The record is from RefSeq and is a predicted model, not a curated record. Lineage: Eukaryota; Metazoa; Arthropoda; Copepoda; Harpacticoida; Harpacticidae. The transcript is spliced from 3 exons.